CAGGAAUAUCCUUUGGCAAUUAUCCGAGGGCUGGAAUGCUUCUGUGGAUACCCUACAGUUCAGUUUAACCUUUAUGAACGCUUGGAUGACUCUUUGUGCACUGGGUCCCUGAAUGACAGCAUUGGAUCAGAGGUCCUGAGGGAGGACAGCUAUUGUUCUGUCUACCAAACUCCCAUACAAGAUACAAGAUGUACAACUCGAAAGUUUCUACCUACAAAGUCCAAAGUCUUUGUUGCCUUGUCAAGCUUUCCUGGAGCUGGAAACACAUGGGUGAGACACCUGAUAGAGCAUGCUACUGGAUUCUACACUGGAAGUUAUUACUUUGAUGGGACCUUGUACAACAAAGGUUUCAAAGGAGAAAAAGAUCACUGGAGGAGCGGCCGAACUGUGUGUGUCAAAACUCAUGAAAGUGGCAAAAGAGAAAUUGAAAUGUAUGAUUCCUCCAUUUUACUAAUCCGCAACCCUUACAAAGCCUUGAUGGCAGAAUUCAACAGGAAGUGUGCUGGGCACCUGGGAUAUGCAACAGAGAGACACUGGAAAAGUAAAGAAUGGCCAGAAUUUGUUAAUAGCUAUGCAUCCUGGUGGACCUCUCAUGCAUUGGAUUGGCUUCAAUAUGGAAAGAAACUAUUGGUGGUGCACUAUGAAGACUUGAAGAAGGACCUUAUUGGAAAGUUAAGGGAAAUGGUGGCUUUUCUCAACCUACCAAUAAAUGAGGAUCGUUUCCUUUGUGUGGAGAACAACAAGGAUGGGAACUUCAAACGGCUAGGCUCCAGCCAAACAGUCUUGGAUCCUUUCACAAGAGAGAUGAAGAAUUUAAUCAAUGGAUAUAUCAGGACGGUAGAUAAAGCCCUCAGAUCCAGGAACUUUACAGGCUUACCAGAAGAAUAUAUGCCAAGAUGA
This is a messenger RNA of Staurois parvus, 900 nucleotides long. The record is from the annotation of a GenBank genome assembly. Lineage: Eukaryota; Metazoa; Chordata; Amphibia; Anura; Ranidae.